Messenger RNA from Coregonus clupeaformis (lake whitefish), 3187 nucleotides. RefSeq names its product prolylcarboxypeptidase (angiotensinase C). The transcript has 9 exons. Bases 181 to 1719 code for a protein of 512 amino acids. Gene Ontology annotation, molecular function: serine-type exopeptidase activity; dipeptidyl-peptidase activity. Gene Ontology annotation, biological process: angiogenesis involved in wound healing; proteolysis; regulation of blood vessel endothelial cell migration. Lineage: Eukaryota; Metazoa; Chordata; Actinopteri; Salmoniformes; Salmonidae. The record is from RefSeq and is a predicted model, not a curated record.
UGCAUGCACUUUUGAUUUGCCAACUUGCCUUCCUCUUCCUGAAACAUCAGCAAAUCUUAAUAGGUUCCUCCUUCCUCCUUCCCACUCACUGCUGCAUCAUGCGACUGCAGCCCACACAGAUGACUUUAUAUAGACUGUUCUUACAGGUUUUUCUUUAGAAUCGUCCUGGCCACUGCAGAUAUGAGGUCUGGAGGAUUCGGUUCGGUAUCGAGACCGGCCAUAACGUCCAUCGUUGUCAUUUUAUCGCACUAUUGUGUGCAUGUGUUAGCGCUCAAGUCGCAACUUUUGAAUAGGUAUGGCGGCGUUAUAGAUCUCAAUGCUCAGGACACCGUCAUCAACUAUGAAACACGCUAUUUUGACCAGAAGAUUGAUCACUUUGGUUUCCUGGAGGAUGGCACCUUUAAGCAGAGAUACCUGGUUAAUAAUGACCACUGGCAUCUGAAGGGAGGGCCUAUCCUGUUCUACACCGGCAACGAAGGAGAUAUUACCUGGUUCUGCAAUAACACUGGUUUCAUGUGGGACGUUGCAGAGGAACUGGGAGCCAUGUUGGUGUUUGCUGAACACCGCUACUAUGGAGAGUCCCUGCCGUUUGGACAAGACUCUUACAGUGACACCAAGCACCUGAACUACCUGACGUCAGAGCAGGCGCUAGCUGACUUCUCUGUGCUGAUCAGAGGACUGAAGAGGACGGUGCCUGGAGCUCAGCUCAGUCCUGUGAUCGCCAUCGGAGGGUCCUACGGAGGGAUGCUCUCUGCCUGGAUGAGAAUGAAAUACCCUAAUGUUGUUGUUGGAGCUCUGGCUGCCUCUGCUCCCAUAUGGCAGUUCCCUGACAUGGUUCCUUGUGGAGACUUCUAUAAGAUAGUCACCCAGGACUUCGCCAGGAGUGGACUGAACUGUGACGUUAACAUCAGGAGGUCCUGGAAGGCCAUCGACAACAUCACAGCAACCGAUGAUGGUCUUCAAUGGCUGUCCGGUGAGUUUAGCUUGUGCUCCCCUCUCAAGAAGACGGACUUGGAUGGUUUCAAGGCCUGGCUCCAAGAGACCUGGGUGAAUCUGGCCAUGGUUGACUAUCCCUACGAAGCUAAUUUCCUCCAGCCGCUCCCACGCUGGCCAAUACAGGUGGUGUGCAAGCAGCUUGGUUUUGACCCCAGCAGCGUGUCAGACUAUCAGUUGUUAGGGGGCGUCUCUGAAGCUGUUAGAAUCUACUACAACUACACAGGAAACGCUCCCUGUCUCAACACCUCCUCCACGGCUACAGGGAACCUGGGCUUCGUCGGCUGGUACUACCAGGCGUGUACAGAGAUGGUGAUGCCGCUUUGUACUGACGGGGUGCAGGACAUGUUUGAGCCCCAGGACUGGAACUUCCAGGCCUUUUCAGACGAGUGCCACGCCCUGUUUGGGGUGCGUCCACGGGCUGACUGGGCAGACACAGUCUACGGAGGACUGGACAUCGCUUCUCACAGCAACAUAAUCUUCAGUAACGGAGGACUGGACCCGUGGUCAAGUGGCGGGGUGACCCGAAACAUCUCGGACUCGGUGGUUGCCAUAGUGAUACCUGACGGAGCUCACCACCUGGACCUACGCUACAACAAUGAAUAUGACCCUCAAAGCGUCCUCUCAGCCCGCUCCCUGGAGGUGGAAUACUUCAAACUGUGGAUCACACAGGCCAGGAAAUCAAAUGCCAGGUUAUAUCACUCUGAACUACAACUCCCAGGUUAGAUCACUCUGAACUACAACUACCAAGCUAAAUCACUCUGAACUACAACUCCCAGGUUAGAUCACUCUGAACUACAACUACCAAGCUAAAUCACUCUGAACUACAACUACCAAGCUAAAUCACUCUGAACUACAACUACCAAGCUAAAUCACUCUGAACUACAACUCCCAGGUUAGAUCACUCUGAACUACAACUACCAAGCUAAAUCACUCUGAACUACAACUACCAAGCUAAAUCACUCUGAACUAUAACUACCAAGCUAAAUCACUCUGAACUACAACUCCCAGGUUAGAUCACUCUGAACUACAACUACCAGGCUAAAUCACUCUGGACUUAAACUGCCAAGCUAAAUCACUCUGAACUACAACUACCAGGCUAAAUCACUCUGAACUUAAACACCCAGGGUCGGCCUGAAAUAUCACCCUAUUCCCUAUGUAGUCCACUACUAUUAACCAUGACCCCUAGGAAAGUAGUGCGCUAGACGCAGCCACAGCCUACCUGAAGCUAAAGACCAUACCAUAUAGCAUGUGGCUUUGUUCCAAAACCAUCUCUAGCAUACUACUUAGAAGGGAGCAAUGUAUUGGACAUGUAUUCUAAGUGAUAUUGCUAGUGUGGACAUUGAAACUAAGCCUAUGUUUUGCGUCCCAAAAGGCACCCUAUUCCCUACAUAGUGCACUACUUUUUUACCUUAUGGGCCCUGUUCAAAAAGAGUGCACUCUGUAUGAAAUAGGGUGCCAUAUAAUGCAGACAUUCUCUACAACUGGAAUGUAUUGAUGUAUUUUCACUGGAAGAUUGUUUUGAGACGUGAUGAGCUUAAGGAAGAGCAAUGUUGAGUUAGUGAUUUCAAUGAUUGGUUAUAGUGUUCUCUGUUUCGUGCCAAAGUCUCUUUUUUUUUUACGGGUGUAUGCUUUUCAAUCAGUGUCAGAAAGGGCUAGACUAUCAAAUGAAAAACUAAAUAAAUAUCUUCUUAAUUUGAAAAUUAAAUACAUUUUCACAUAACACCAGAUUAGAUAAUUCAGUUACAGUAUUUAUUGUGUUGAAUUUGAAGUGUGAUAGCUUACACAUAUAUCAGAACAACAGUUGUGUUUAUUGGAUAAUUAGGACAGAAAAUAUUUAUUUAACAAUUCUCAGGAAAUAAGUAUGCUUUUUUUGUAAGUGUUUACAAUUCUUUGUAAUUGACAAUUUUGUUAAACUAGAAUUAGCAUUAGUCAGUUCUAAAAGUUUUUAAGUAAUUGAUAACAUUCACUUGUAGUUUUUACAGUUUUUAUACUACGGCAUAUGGUUGUAUUUGGUCCAGAAUUGACCCAUAUUUAACAACGACAGUAUAAGGGCUGGACCCAGCAGUGUAUCUCCAUGUUGUGUUACCAUGUUUCAUUGACUUUAAUGACUAUGGCUGUCAAGCAAUAUCCCUGUAAUGUCUUACUGCCUUUGCCAUGUGUUGUGGCCAGAUUAAAAGCCAUUUUACUUUGA